Gryllus bimaculatus (two-spotted cricket) is the source of this 704-nucleotide messenger RNA. The record is from the annotation of a GenBank genome assembly. NCBI's taxonomy places the organism in Eukaryota, Metazoa, Arthropoda, Insecta, Orthoptera, Gryllidae.
UCGAAUUACUUGAGUAAUCGGACGCGUGUGCCACGUGAUGAGUUUCGUGUUCGGUCAUCUUUCGAUGUUAAGUGUUGGUUUUGUUAUUUGUUUUGGUGACAAAAAAAGGAAAUUGUAUUGUGAACCGUAUUUAUUUUGUUCGAGAUAUUUUCUUGUGAGGAGCAAACGUCCUGUAAGUAGGAGGCUACGUGAAAAUGGUUCCGCUGCAGUUUCUGAAAAGUGGUACAAAGAGAAGAGAUUCGAAAAAGGCCAAGUGUGAUAGAAAAGUUAUUACAAAUUGUAGCUCCAUAUCUCACAUGCGUAGCUCAAGUGCUAUAUAUUUCCACGUACGAGAGACCCAAACUCCGAUUCGUAAUCAAACAAAAUCUGUGAAAGGCUCCCCAGCGGACAAGGCGGAUCUGGAGGUGGGCGAUGAGAUCUUGGAGGUGAACGGAAAGUGCCUGGAAGACGCAACGCACACGGAAGUCAUUUCGCACAUUCACCAAUGCAUACGAAGCAGAACAAUAUGUCUUCGAGUAAAAAGACGCAGCGGCAAUCGGCUAGCGCUGGACCUGGCGCAGAACAGCAACGUGCAGGAUGCGUUUGUCAUCGCGGUGGAGCAGCAGGCCAGGGAGCGCCUGGAGCGCCUCACAGCGCUCAAGAAAAUCAAACCGGUGGACAUGUCCAAGCUCUCCCAGCAGCUUCCAUCAAUCUGUUUUGUUUAA